AUGUCAGUCAUCCCUGGCACCCCUCAGAGUUUCGAGAACUCGACGCGCGUUCGCGACGCGCAAGGCCUGGAAUAUUUGGAGGCCUGCCUCGCAGAGGGUCUCUUUGAGCAUGACUUGAAGAUCCCCAUGGAGCAAGAAAUUUGUUUGUUGAUGGACAGUGGCGGAGGAUCAAUGAGUCACUUUGCCAUUGAAGUCGGCCUCCUUGCAGACAAAUUCCAUAUCAGACCAUUUUACCUGGCUCCGUAUCACACUGCCGCAUUGAUGCCUUUAGAUCAGUCACCAAACAGAGAGUUUGAAAGACAUUGGAGUACGUUGAGAUCCAAACAAAGCAACUUUUCUUCACUGCAAGCUUUGGAUGCAUGUCACGAGUGCUGGGACGUGGGAUACAGCAAGAAAAACAUUUUGAAAGGAUGGUCCACCAUUGGCCUGGCCAGCGGUGAGACUGUCAGCCGCGACAAGGUCAUCUUGGAACGCGGGCCUCAAUUGUUUAGGCAAACGGUUCCAAAAGCAGAGCGAAAUUACGGUUCCGAAUCCGCUGAGCAAGUCUUCUCACCACCCCGUGGAUACAAGAGAGCAGCUGAAACUUCAAGAUGCAGCGCAGCAAACUGCACAGCUCUGGUGCAGCCUUCUCACCGAUUUUGUCCUGCAUGUGGUUGCAAAAACCCUUCCUAUGAUACCAUCGCCGAUGCCGUUGACAAAGGUGCCAAAGUGCAAGGGUACCGCCGCAAGAGCACGGCGCUGGUCGAUAUGCAAGAUGCGCUUGACUUUGAACCGGCCACCAAAAAGCACCUUACCAAAGCUUGGGGUGACAUGCUCUCCAAAAUGCGAAACAGUAAGGAGAAAGGUGAAGCCCAAGAUGCUGUGGCACCUGCCACCCCUGCACUGGUGGCUGCGCCAGCCACGCCUGUGCCAACUUUUGCGCCUAACACUCCUGCGGCUGCACCCGUCUCCCCGGCAAUGGAGAUUGAAGAAGCGGAUCAAGUGACCCGCGAUCUGCUCCUCGUCUUCGCAGGCCCCGACGCCUUGCAGCGGGGCUUUCUGAAGCCCGAGGAGGUGUCGGGCCUCUCGAUCGAUGGGCUGCGACGUGUAGAUCAGCUCUGGCUGUCUUUGUCCAACGGACGCUUCGGCUACAGCGUGCAACGUGAAGCUUUGCACCUUGCAGGUGGUCCUGCAGAGCUCAAGAAGUUCAUGGCACAAAUUGGAUGGCUGCAGCGUGCCGAAGGCCAUGACCAGGAGUUGCUUCGCUAUUGGCCACGACGCGAAUUUGACUACACAAUGAACGCGCCUCGAGGCCAUUUGCCCCUGACGAAUCUCAUCCGUGGCAAGGAUCUCUUACUGUCAUUACUUCAACAUCCAGCCUUCGAAGCUGCAGGCGAAGUUUCAGGAGAGCUCGGAGCCUCGAACGAAGCCAAUGAGGAGGAGGUGCGAGACUGGUUCAACAAGUUGACAGGUGCAGCGGAUGCAGAGGAGGAGUCCGAUGAGGUCGGCGCUGUUCGCCGCGACAGUGUUGGGAGGCCGACGCCAGUCACAACCGAGUAUGAAGAACGUGGUCCGGGAGACGUGCGUUUCAGGAUCACCCUAAUCACCGGUUUCGAGACCUUCAAUGCUCGACUCUACCGCGCCGCUGCGAGGCAAGCUGUCGUUCCUGGCCUCUCCAUUUGCGUCUUCACUGACCAGGACAUUGCAGAGAGGCGAGAUGUGGUGGCGAAAGUCUUGCAAGAGACCGAUGUCUUCUUCUGCUCCUUGAUCUUUGAUUUCGAUCAAGCAGAAUGGCUGCAGGAAGCUUGCAGGAACAUCAAGGUGCGGAUGGUCUUUGAGUCGGCCUUGGAACUCAUGUCCUGCACCCAGGUGGGGUCCUUCACCAUGUCGGGCGGCGGUGGAAUGCCGCCGCAGAUCCGGUCGAUGAUCUCGGCGCUGACGGGACAGCGCGAGGAGGACCGAAUCGCCGGCUACACGAAAUUUCUGAAGACUGGUCCGAAGUUGCUGCAAUUUCUCCCUCAGUUCGGCCCCAUCCCAGAUCUCCGGCGCUGGUUGCAGACUUACGCCUUUUGGAGCGGCGGCGGCAACACGAACAUCGCCAAGAUGCUGCGCUAUGUGGCGCGAGAAUUCGGUGACUUCGAAGUGCACUUCGAUGACCUCUCUGAGAAUGCUGAGGAGCCUGGAGAAGAUGACGUGCCUCCUGUGAUCGAAAUCCCACAGGUAGGUUUGCUGCAUCCAUCACUGAAGUACGCCUUUCAACCGGGGCCCUUCUUCGAAAGUCCCAAAGAGUACUUAGACUGGUAUCGCAGCUACAAACCCCAAGCCUUCCAAGAGGGCUGGCCCGUUGUGGCUGUGCUGCUUUAUCGGAAGCACGUUGUGUCAGAGCUGUCCUACGUCUUUCAGUUGGUGAACUACCUGGAGGAGGCGCAUCAGAUCCUCCCGGUGCCCAUCUUUAUUCAAGGCGUAGAUGCGCACAUCGCCGUCCGGGACCAGCUCACCAGCGCCUUCGAGAAAGCGGCGCUGCAACGAGGGGAGGUGGCCAACAGAAGCUUGUCGCCAGACGCCAUCGAAGUAGAUGCCGUGGUGAACACCAUCGGUUUCCCUCUGGUUGGAGGUCCUGCUGGCUCCAUGGAAGGUGGCAGAAACAGUGAAAUCGCCAAGGAGAUCCUGUCCUCACUGAACGUGCCCUACUUCGUGGCGGCGCCGCUGCUGAUCCAAGACCUCCAGUCCUGGAAGGAUCAAGGCAUCGGUGGUUUGCAGGGCGUGGUGCUCUACGCCCUGCCGGAGCUGGACGGUGCCAUUGACGCCGUGCCGCUGGGCGGCCUCUCCGCGGGCGGCGACAUCGACCUCCUCCCUGACCGCGUGGAUCGUUUGGCGCAGCGCCUGAAGCGCUGGGUGCAGCUGCGCCGCACCGCGCCCCAGCAACGCAAGGUGGCCAUUGUUCUCUACGGCUACCCCCCCGGCAUCGGUGCCACGGGCACGGCGGCGCUGUUGAACGUGCCCAGAUCGCUGUACAGGCUGUUGGAGGCCAUGAAGGAAGCUGGCUAUGAUGUGGGCGACCUCCCCGAGGAUGCUGAGGAGCUCAUCCGAGAGAUCACUGCAGGUGAUCAAGCGGCCGAGACUGGCCUGGGCUAUCGCAACUCGGAGGAAUCUACCAAGGGCUUUGCGGCCGUGGAGGCUCAGAAGCUCGCUGAAUGGCUCCCUAAAGACAGCCAGGAGGCCGUUGAAGGCAAGUGGGGCGACGGCCUGUUGUCUUCAGGCAUCCGCACCAUGGCAUCGCAGCUGCUGCUGGGUGGUCGCCGCCAGUCCAAUGUUUGGCUGGCAGUUCAGCCUCCCUUGGGAAUUCCGGGUGAUCCCAUGAGGCUGCUGUUUGAAAGAGACAUGACGCCGCAUCCACAAUACGUGGCAUUCUACAAGUACAUCGAGAAUGAGCUGCAGGCUGAUGUGGUGGUGCAUUUUGGCAUGCAUGGCACGGCAGAGUGGCUUCCGGGGCGACCGUUGGGCAACAUGGGCUCCUGUUGGCCGGAUCAGCUUCUAGGAGGCUUGCCCAAUGUGUAUUUGUACGCGGCCAACAACCCCAGCGAAUCCAUUUUGGCAAAGAGGCGUGGCUACGGUUGUUUGGUCUCUUACAACGUCCCGCCCUAUGCGCGCGCUGGUCUCUACAAGGAGCUCCAAACUGUCAGAGGGAUGCUUUCCGAGCUGAUGGAGCGUAAAGACUCGGACCAAGAGGUAGCAACCGCCAGCAGCUAUGCAGCAGCAGCUGGUGCCACCCCGAUAACCCAAGGAGUGCCGGAAGAUGGUGAACCGACCCUUGAGAUUGCGUUGAUCCAGGCCGUGCUUUCUGCUGGCUUGGAGAAGGACGUGCCCUUUCCCAAGCAGGUGCAAGAGGCAAUCACCGAGGCCGAAACCCAAUCGCUGGACUUGGACGCCUGCGCCGCCCGCGCCGCGCAGCACUUCGACGGCACUGCCUUCGCCGAGUAUGCGGCGAAGCUGCGUGGCUACUUGGCCGAGUUAGAGGCGUCGCUCUUUUCGGAAGGGCUCCACACCUUGGGAGAGAAGCCAUCCACGCCAGAGAUGACAGGCUACCUGAUGGGUUGCUUCGAGGAGACGCCUGGCACUUCCAAGCUGCCAGAAGUGGCGAUUGAGACGUUGGCCAAAGGCGCUUCAGAGAGGGAGGUCCUCGCAGAAUGCGUCAAAGUUGGGACGGAUUCAGAAGAGCUGCGCAGCAGUGUCAAGGAGGCAUUGGAGAUCCGAACAUUGCUGGAGCGAAAUGUUGAGGAGAUAUCAGGGAUGUUGCGCGCCUUGAACGGCGAAUACGUGCUGCCUGCGCCCGGCGGCGACUUAAUCCGCGACGGCGCCUCGGUGCUUCCGACCGGCAGGAAUAUCCACGCACUGGAUCCUUUCCGCAUUCCGAGCCAAACUGCUUUGCAGCGGGGCUUGAAGGCAGCAGAAAGAACCAUUGAGCAGUAUCGAGCAGAUCAUGGUGGCAUGUAUCCAGAGACCAUCGCUGUGAACCUUUGGGGCCUGGAGGCCAUCAAGACCCGCGGCGAAUCGGUGGCGGUGGUCCUGGGCCUCCUUGGCGCGCGGCCCGUCACCGAAGGCACGGGCCGCGUGGCGCGAUACGAAUUGAUACCACUUGAGGAGCUGGGCCGUCCACGAGUGGAUGCCCUUUGUUCUCUCAGCGGCAUCUUCCGCGAUUCCUUCGCCAACGUGGUGGAGCUCCUGGACGACGCGCUGCAGCGCGCGGCCAAGGCGGCCGACGAGGCGCCAGAGCAGAACUUCGUUCGGAAGCAUUACCUGGAGUUGCUAGAGGAGAAAGAAGACGAGGAAGCGGCCUUGUCUCGAAUCUUCUCCAACGCUGCGGGAGAGUUUGGGUCCUUGGUGAACGAACGAGUUGUGGCGGGCAACUGGGAAAGUGAUGAGGAGUUGGGUGAGACUUGGGCCUCGCGCAACGCCUUCGCCUUCGGACGGCAGCAGAAGGGCGUGCAACGUAGCCAGGUCUUGGACAAACUUCUCAGCACCUCCGGAACACUUCUGCAGCUGACUGACUCUGUGGAGUAUGGCCUCACGGAUAUCCAGGAAUACUACGCCAAUUCGGGCGCCAUGGUGCGGCGCAUGAGUGAUCUGCAAAAGCGUCCCGUGGAAGCCUUGGUCCUGGACACCACGCAGAAAGAGGUGCGGCCCAGGAAGUUGGACUCGGUGCUUCGGAUGGAGUAUCGCACCAAGUUGCUGAAUAAGUGGGCCGAGGCCAUGGUGGCGCAGGGCUCUGGGGGUGCCUUUGAAGUCUCUCAGCGCAUGACGGCGCUGUUGGGCUGGGGAGGCACCACGAAGUUUGCGGAGGACUGGGUGUGGGACCAGAGCGCUGCACGAUAUGUUUUAGACGAAGAUAUGGCUCGGAGGCUGAAGGAGAGCAACCCAGAGGCCUUUCGGAACAUCGUGGGCCGGCUCUUGGAGGCCAAAGCGCGGGAUCUUUGGAAUGCAAACGAAGAUGUGCUCGAUCGAUUGACAGAGAUCUACGAGAAUUUAGAUGAUGAGCUUGAGGGUGUGUCCUGAACAAGCUCAAGGAUUUUUUGCGGAGAACCGAGAGCUGAAUCAACUCGCGCAGUGUGGCGUGUCCCGAGGGCGGCAAGAAGCUGCCCUUGCGUGGAAGAUUCAAUGCCAAAGUGGGCUUAGUCGAAUGACC
This is a messenger RNA of Cladocopium goreaui, 5662 nucleotides long. The record is from the annotation of a GenBank genome assembly. NCBI's taxonomy places the organism in Eukaryota, Dinophyceae, Suessiales, Symbiodiniaceae.